Molecule: messenger RNA, 1049 nt
Organism: Trichogramma pretiosum
Lineage: Eukaryota; Metazoa; Arthropoda; Insecta; Hymenoptera; Trichogrammatidae
Product: SRR1-like protein
Exons: 1
Coding region: 119-964 (281 amino acids)
Biological process (GO): microtubule-based process
Cellular component (GO): cytoplasm; nucleus
Source: RefSeq, a predicted model, not a curated record
CAUAAUAUCUCUUAGUUUUUACCUUCUAAAUCCUUUAGUUUUCCUCUUCCACCCAUUGUUUAGACCUUGUAUCGUAAAUUUUAUUUUUAAUUUUUUAUGUCACAUUUACUUGUCGAUAAUGAACGAUCUCGAAGACAGCGGCGAAUUUCAAGUCGUAAAGCACAGCUCGCGUAAUAAAAGACGUAACAAUCGACCGAGAGUUAAUAGCAAAUUUGUAGCAGACAAUAAGGUCGUGGACAACAAUGUACCAGUCGAGGAAAUUUUCGAAAAAGUGCAAGCUGCCUCUCAGAAAUUUCACGAAUCUCCAUUUCGUCAAACGCUGCUUUACGAGUUGAAUAAAGCUCUGAGACAGUUGGACUCGAAAGGCAUUAUUGACAUUGUUUGUUAUGGUUUGGGUAACUUUUCCGAGUUCAAUUGCCCCAAAUAUCAAUUAGCUGCAUUGCUGACUGUUAAAUCAACUUAUUCGGCGAAUGUUUUUGUUUACGAUCCGCUCUUUACUAACAAUGAAAGUCAGUGCCUCAAGUUAUUGAAUCUGAAUGUCAUUGAAAACAAUGAGGAAGGAAAAAGACUGAUACAGAAUCAUACCACCCUAGUGUUCAUGCCUCAUUGUUCCAAACAGUUAAUCAAUAAUUUCUUGUACACCAAUUGGUCACCUCUAAUAAAGAAUUGUAUUUUAUUAGGUAACAGUUGGUCAGAUAUAGAGUGCCAUACAACGGAUGCUCUGUUUCAACAAACUAUACAUUAUAUGUAUAAAUUGAAACCCUAUGUAACAGAAAUUAAACUGCAGAACAACUUUCAAUAUCCAAACACCUUCAGCGGUACAUCUAUUCAUAUUUUUACUAAAGAGCAAUUAGAUAAAAUUCCAAGUGAUUUUUGGAACAAAAAACCAGAAUUGUCAAGGGACUACAACGAUCAAGAAUUCAUUGCAGCUCGACAAAUAGUUUGUACAGAAGCAUCACAAUGAAUCCAAAUGUUACUUUAUUGCGUCAUCUGGCACAUGAAAUUCGUCAUACUACAUCAACAAAAGCUGUAAAAAAUAAUAUGUUAAU